AUGCUUAGGUGGCUGGGUCCUACCAAAGUUUCUGAAAGACAAGAGGCUGCACCUUCUAUCAAAAAUGGCAAACAGGAAAACGUUACUGACGAUCCAUUGGCCACCAUAAAAACCGGAGAUAAGGGACAGAAAAAAGUUUAUUCUGUUAGCAGGUCAGUCCAAUUACCAAGGGUAUCUCUCAAGAAUUGCACUUUUCCUACUGAUGACACAUCUAUCGUUAGGGGUGGAGGAACCAAUCCGUUGUUUCUUGAUAAUCCUAGUACCGGACAUGAAAAGCCAUACACAUAUCACUCCAGGCCACCUCGUUCCAGAGAAAAAUCAUCGUCAUCAGGAUAUGGGGAUAGUAACACUGGAAGCGUACUAGAUCCGUAUCAGGAGCAUCUAAAACUUAUGGAGGAAGUGGGCGUUUUACUCGAGCAAAAUCCAGCAUUUGUAAAAUCGAUCAAAGUAUCUACUCGUAGUGCAAAACCCAACAAAUCAGUGCCAUUUCAUUCUUCAUCUGCUGGAGACACCCUUACAACUAUUCCAGAAGGUAAAGUUGAUCUCCCUGUGCCAAAACCUAUCUGGCCACUUCACGACAAAAAACUGCUAGACCAAUAUGACUCCAUAGUUGAUGACGCUCUUCUCCUGUAUACAAGCUUAAACUAUCACCCGGAUAAAGUAAAACCUCUAGAAACCUGCAUUGAUAUUUCUGUAAAGGAUUUGCUUUUGGAAAUUCUGAAUGGAAUUAAUGAAACCUUAGAAGGUAGAAACGCAACACCACCUGAAAAUAUGCUUAAGAUUAUCGACGAAAGAAUACGACUUAAACUUGAUACCCUGAGAGCAUCAACCGAAGAAGAAAUGAAGAGACUUUGUGUGAAUCUCACCAAUUGCCGUAAAAAGAACUCCGUCAUACGAGCUUUAAGCAAUUCAACUUCUAGCGGUAACUCCAGUAAAACUUCCAGUAGUAGGAAUAGAACCAUAUCUUCGGAAACUGAGGAUGCCUAUGAAGUCCCUUCAAGAUCAUCGAGUAGUGGUUUUAGUGAUUCUUUAAAGGACCAUCAAAAUUUGCCUGUGUUUAUUCACGAUAAUCUAGUUAGUGUACCAAAUAUAGUAAGAAACGCUUUAAUCUACGGAACUUUAUGUAGGGCGAAAAUGGGAAACGAGGGCCUUCUCAAAAAGUCGAAGAAAAUCGGUACGUAUCCUAAGAAAACGUUAUUGAAGUCUGCUAGUGACAACAGGCCCAGUGUUUGGGAGCAAUACUAUGGUGUAAAGGCGGUCGAAGAAGGAGAAGUAAGAUAUCCAACUAAACCAACGGAUGUGCCUUUAUAUCCUGGUGGUCGACCCGAAGCAGAUUUCACGUUGGAUGUGCCACGAUCUGAACAUCUCCUAAAACGAAUGCAAAACGACAAGAAGUGGCGAUGCCGAUGUAGACUUCUUACUUCCUUUUUUGGCAUCGUAUUUUUCUUGUUAUCCGUAAUGGCAGUCAGCCUGAUCCUCACGAGGGGAAAGAGGAUGUUUGGCUCAAUGGUGUAG
Messenger RNA from Diabrotica balteata, 1515 nucleotides. Lineage: Eukaryota; Metazoa; Arthropoda; Insecta; Coleoptera; Chrysomelidae. The record is from the annotation of a GenBank genome assembly.